Messenger RNA from Anoplophora glabripennis (Asian longhorned beetle), 2477 nucleotides. RefSeq names its product breast cancer anti-estrogen resistance protein 1 (gene p130CAS). Gene Ontology annotation, molecular function: protein binding. Gene Ontology annotation, biological process: cell migration; cell surface receptor protein tyrosine kinase signaling pathway. The transcript has 4 exons. Lineage: Eukaryota; Metazoa; Arthropoda; Insecta; Coleoptera; Cerambycidae. Gene Ontology annotation, cellular component: plasma membrane; cytoplasm. The record is from RefSeq and is a predicted model, not a curated record. The coding region runs from base 147 to 2018 and encodes 623 amino acids.
GGAUGAAUCAUUUCGGUUUAGUUGGUUCGUAGCUAUAGAAGAGGGUGGUGAUGUGUUUGGAAUUCGUUUUGUUUUUUUAAUGUUUUUGUGUGACAUGUUUCUGUUAUGCCAGUUUUGAGUUGAUGUUGGUUCGUUUUUAGUUCGUCAUGCCUCAACCUACGGAUGCUUCUACCCAGCAUUGUUUGGCACGAGCUCUAUACGACAACACAGCGGACUCCCCAGAUGAGCUGCCCUUCCGCAAGGGCGACACCUUGAUUGUACUGGAACAGAACACCGCCAACAUCGAGGGGUGGUGGCUCUGCUCCCUUCGAGGAAGACAGGGCAUUUGUCCGGCUAAUAGGCUGCGGCUGAUCCCCGGCGUGUUCGAAGAUACCGGCCAGUCGAGGGUCUCCUCACCGCAGUUCACCGAGAUUCCCGGCGACUUUAAUUACCUUCAGCGGCAGGGAAAGCGAAGGAGUUGGCACGUCCAUCCCAAUCAGGUGGUGACCCCCAAAAAAUUCAAUGAUGUCUAUCUCUACGACAUGCCCCCCUCAAGAUGCUCACCAAUUCCGGUUUCUGGCCUUAGCCCAGGAUUGAGCCCCAGAGAACAGACGAACGACUGUUACGAUGUGCCCCCCCGGGCCAUUCCAGUAAGCAACGAGAACUUCCGGAACUGUCCCCGAUGCUCGCCGGCCCCCUCGUGCGCUUCCCCGAUAGGUCGAGAAUCGGGCGAGGCUUACGACAUCCCCAGGGCCAUCCUAGGGCACCCCAAUCAGUUGACCCCCUCCAGUUCGGCUAGUUCUCUGACGGCAGACUCGCUGAGCUCGUCGAACCGCAGCAGUCUGGCCAACAUGCCCGACUAUGAUGUUCCUAGACCGCACAACAGAGGUCCCCAGCUGGUGCUGCACGCGCCCCAGACCUACGACAUUCCAUCACAGACCACGAAGGAGUUGCCCUUAGAACUAAAUUCAGCUUUAGAAAACCUGGAGAGAUUACAGACUGACACGACGAGUGCAAUAUCGAAACUGCUGGGAUUCGUGGGACCCCAGUGGAGAACCAAAGAGAAGUUGGAGGUUAACCUGAUGGAGAUCAGGUUGUCGGUGACUAGGUUGGGAACAUCACUUCACGACUUGGCCGAGUUCGGGGAAGGUACUCUGGGCAACGCGGCUAGAGCUUCUGAUAAAAACAUCGCGAUCAAACUGGCGCCAUUGGUUUCCGCUCUGAGAAAGUCCGAUAGUUUGGUGCAGGAAGCGUCGGAAAAACUCAACAAACACAACUGGUCCUUGGAGGUAUUGUCGAGGCCGAACGAAGAAGAGAAGAUCCGCAAGCCAGACGAACUGGAACAACUGGUGGCUUGUUCGAGGGCGCUCACUGAAGACAUCCGCCAGAUAGCCUCCUUCAUUCAAGGCAACGGUCUGCUCCUUUUCAAGAAAGAACAAGCCCAAGGCACUAACAACACGGAGUGGGCCGAGGAGUACGACUACGUCAGUCUAGAUUCCAAAGAGAGCAUUUCCAAGAACCACGCGGAGAUCCUGAAGGAUUUACCCAAGGACCUGAAGAAGGGCUACGACAACUGCCUCAAACACGCGGACGAUAUAGCUUUCGACGGAGACCACAAGUCGGCAGGCCUAGACUCGGACGACAAACAACUCCUGACCUUCUACGCAGCACAGGUAGUCACACACCACACGAACUUAACACACGCCAUAGACGCAUUUUUACAGACUGUCGAACACAACCAGCCCCCCAAAAUAUUCCUGGCUCACGGCAAAUUCGUCGUACUCAGUGCUCACAAGUUAGUACUGAUCGGUGAUACUGUCCACAGGAACAUCUCCUGUAAGGAGAUUAAAGAUAGAGCCUUACAUUGUGCCAACGCCUUAUCCGAUGCUUUAGCCGCUAGUGUUAACAAGACGAAGCAGGCAGCGCUUCAGUUUCCAUCGGUGAACGCUGUCCAGGAGAUGGUGGAUUCCAUUGUGGAUAUAUCGCAUUCCGCGAAGGAUUUGAAGGUAUGCUUAGUGCAGGCCGCAGUUCCCCUAUAAUUUUCGACUGAGUUGCGCUUAAGGUUGAUUUGAAAUAAAUGAUUUUACUUCGCAAGCGUCCGGUAGUAUUUCGUACUUAUUUUGGAAGGACUGGAUCGGGUGUUUAGUUUGUUUGGUAAGUGGGUCGUAUGCUCCAUUUUACGUCUGUACACGCGCUGACAAAUUGAGGUCAAGUACCACAUGUGCGAAUUUUAUUAGAGUGUUAUCGUUAGAUAUUUUCUGUACUGCAUCCCAGUGUCAGCAACUGUAUGUUGGAUUGCUUAAUCAAUUUAUUCCAAACGUGUAGAUAUGAGAUAUAAUUUGUUACACUUCGAAAUGUUUUCCCGGGCCACAAAUAAUAAGAUACGUGUCGAGAAAGUACUUAAAGUUUGGGGAGUGACGUCGAUUUUAUUAUUUUUGGGGGAAACUUUUCCUUUUUAAAUAUUUGUAAUUUUGUUAUUUAUUAUUUUAAAUAUUCUA